AUGUCCUCAGGCUCUGCGCUGAUCGGUUUUACACUGAGGCGGCUGUCUGCCUGCGCGACGAUAAGGACACCCCUGCUCGGAGUUGAUAUCGUGCGCCUGGCGGCGCUACUGGUGACUGCAGGCGUGAUAACUAUGUGGCUAUGGUUUUGUGGACAGUGUUCUGCGUCAUGCACACUCUUCCUCCUUUUGGCGGCCUAUCGUCUGUGGGAGGAAGGCUACUUGCCCGUGUGGCAGCCUGCUCCCGCAUUGCCACUGCCACCGCCGACGACGACGAAGGCACGCACGUGCGAGGGGAACUCGGCGCACGCCAGCGAAGUCCGGCGCGCGCUCUUGCAGUUCCGGCGCGAGUCUGCGGUCCCUCUCGUGGACAUCCAGGCGAAACGCCCUCGGAGUCCCCGACUCCCCGCCUCCACGUGCACAGCACCUGCACAUAGAACCCGCGCUAAGCGCGUACGUGACCGGUGUGCCGAUUCUAGCACCUUUCGUUUGCAAGCGGACACCGCACCUCGAGCAGCAGCAGCUCGCUCCGUGCACGUGCAGCCUUGCUUCGGCGUCCAGCUAUUAUGCAUUCCCCCCUCAUUCAGCGACUCGGCAUGCAAGGCCACACUCUCGAACGUCCGCGCGAGUGCACAGCCGUUUAUAUACAGACACUAG
Molecule: messenger RNA, 654 nt
Organism: Eremothecium gossypii ATCC 10895
Lineage: Eukaryota; Fungi; Ascomycota; Saccharomycetes; Saccharomycetales; Saccharomycetaceae
Product: ABL067Cp
Exons: 1
Coding region: 1-654 (217 amino acids)
Source: RefSeq, marked provisional